AUGUCCCAUCAGCUGCCCCGGCAGCGACUCCUUCCCCGCAGCUCCCACCGGCCGUGGGACCGUGGAGGUCGGCGGAGGCCGGAGGCUAUUCUAAUUUUCUGUUGGGUUUAUGUGCGCAAGUAUCAGAGUCGGAGGGAAAGUGAAGUGAUUUCCACCAUAACAGCUAUCUUUGCACUGGCGGUCGCUCUUAUCUCGUCAGCGCUACUACCAGUGGAUAUCUUCUUGGUUUCAUAUAUGAAAAAUCAAAAUGGUACAUUUAAGGACUGGGCUGAUGCUAAUGUUUCAAGACAAAUUGAAGACACUGUACUUUAUGGAUACUACACUUUGUACUCCAUCAUACUGUUCUGUGUCUUUCUGUGGAUUCCCUUUGUCUAUUUCUAUUAUGAGGAGAAGGAAGAAGAUGAUGGCAACACAUGCUCACAGGUUAAAACUGCACUCAGAUAUACUUUGGGAUUCAUCACAAUUUGUGCAGUUCUUCUCUUAAUUGGUGCCUUUGUUCCUUUGGAUAUUCCCAACAAGAAGAAUUCCACAGAGUGGGAGAAAGUGAAGCUUCUGUUUGAGGAAUUUGGAAGUAGUCAUGGCUUGACAGCUCUUUCAUUUUCCAUUAGUUCCUUGACUGUGAUUGGAAUGUUGGCAGCUAUCACUUACACAGCUUAUGGUAUGUCGGCUUUGCCUCUAAACUUGAUUAAGGGAACUACCAGUGCAGCUUAUGAACGUUUAGAGAACACUGAAGAUAUUGAAGAAGUGGAACAACAUUUAUUAAGGAUUAAAUCAAAGUGCAGAGAUGGUCGUCCUCUGUCAUCAAGGGAUAGACGGGCUUUACAACAACUGGAAGAGAGACUAAGGACGCUUCGAAGAAGAGAGAGGCAUUUGGAGUCUAUUGAGAAAAGCUGGUGGACAAAGUUCUGUGAAGCUAUCCGACCUCUAAAGAUUGUAUGGGGAGUAUUCUUCAUCAUCGUGGCACUGCUCUUCACUGUCUCUCUGUUCUUGUCAAAUUUGGACAAAGCUCUGCAUUCAGCUGGCUUCGACUCGGGAUUUAUAAUUUUAGGAACUAAUCUGACCAAUCCACUGAAUAUGUUGUUACCUGUUCUUCAAACAGUUUUCCCUUUGGAUUAUAUUCUUAUUACAACUAUUGUUAUGUAUUUUAUCUUCACUUCAAUGGCAGGGAUUCGAAAUAUGGGUAUAUGGUUCUUCUGGAUAAGGCUUUAUAAAAUCAGACGAGGAAAAACUCGACCUCAAGCACUCUUGUUUCUGUGUAUGAUACUUCUGUUGAUAGUUCUUCAUACAAGUUACAUGAUCUACAGUCUUGCCCCUCAAUAUGUAAUGUAUGGAAGCCAAAAAUACCUGGUACAGAGUAAUAAGACAAUUGAUGGCCAGCCAGGGAAUGUGACAUUUGUAUCUAAAGACUGUGAUGCAGAUGCACCUGAAGAUCAGUGUAUUGUUACUCGGACAUACCUCUUUCUUCAUAAAUUUUGGUUCUUCAGUGCUGCCUAUUACUUUGGGAACUGGGCAUUCAUUGCAGUCUUUUUAAUUGGAUUAAUUGUUUCAUGCUGCAAAGGCAAGAAAUCAGUCAUUGAAGGUGAAGUGGAUGAUGAUGAUUCAGACAUGAGUGAUGACGAACUAUCUGCUUAUUACCGUUGAUAGUUUUUUGCCUUCAAGAUGAAAAAAUGUAAUAUAAAGUUAUGUUGAAAGUCAUACCCAUGUGGAAUUGGUAUCUAAAUAAGCAUCCUUGCACUUGUAAAAAUAGAGGAAAUAAGAGUAAUCACUUAAAGGGGUCAAAAAAUCAAUAUCUCUUUUUGAGUAUCACUUGUAUAAGAACAUAUCAAAGCUGAAUAAUAUAUAGAAAAUAUUGUUUUAUGAUUAAACAUACAUGUAACUUUCUGAUGUAUAAUUUGAACUACUGUAACCAUUUCAUAAUUCAAGAUGCUAUUUUGUUAAGUUUUCUUAAAUACUUUCAUGCC
Nestor notabilis (Kea) is the source of this 1961-nucleotide messenger RNA. RefSeq names its product LMBR1 domain containing 1 (gene LMBRD1). Lineage: Eukaryota; Metazoa; Chordata; Aves; Psittaciformes; Psittacidae. Bases 1 to 1641 code for a protein of 546 amino acids. Gene Ontology annotation, biological process: protein localization to vacuole. The record is from RefSeq and is a predicted model, not a curated record. The transcript has 16 exons. Gene Ontology annotation, cellular component: vacuolar membrane.